Molecule: messenger RNA, 1795 nt
Organism: Esox lucius (northern pike)
Lineage: Eukaryota; Metazoa; Chordata; Actinopteri; Esociformes; Esocidae
Product: core histone macro-H2A.2
Exons: 9
Coding region: 255-1370 (371 amino acids)
Biological process (GO): nucleosome assembly
Cellular component (GO): nucleosome
Molecular function (GO): structural constituent of chromatin; protein heterodimerization activity; DNA binding
Source: RefSeq, a predicted model, not a curated record
UAUCCGGCUUAUUGCGUUUUGUGGCGAGCUGCGUAUCCGAAAGAACGUUCUUUCCAUGUCUGAUGAGAUUACACAUCCAAUGGAUUGAAAACAAAAUGGGGGUUGCGCUGUAGCAUGGAAGGAAGAGAAAUACAAGAAAGGUUACUUCAUGACGUCCCCGACCUUUCUGUUUGAGAACAACAGCCGCGUAUUUCUGAUAGACGACCAACUGAAGCGAGGCCCUUCAUUAGAUAGGCAGACAUAGCGGAAGCAAGAUGUCCGCCCGAGGAGGGAAGAAGAAGACCACCAAACUGUCCCGCUCUGCCAGAGCAGGGGUCAUCUUUCCUGUUGGGAGGAUGAUGAGGUAUCUACGCACAGGCACCCACAAAUACCGCAUCGGAAUGGGCGCCCCCGUCUACAUGGCAGCUGUCAUAGAGUACCUGGCAGCUGAGAUUUUAGAGUUGGCCGGGAAUGCAGCGCGGGACAACAAAAAAGGCAGAAUAACCCCCAGGCACAUUAAACUGGCAGUAGCUAACGACGAGGAGCUCAACCAGCUUCUCAGAGGGGUGACCAUAUCAAACGGAGGGGUCCUGCCUCGUAUCCAUCCUGAGCUGCUGUCCAAGAAGAGGGGCAGCCGGGUCAAAGUGGAUACUCAGGUGACCGUGCCAGAGAAGAGGGCGGAGCGCGUCAAGAGCAUCAAGAAACCCGCCACCAAAAAAGGCAAAGGAAAACCAGGCCGCAAGCCAAGGAAGAGCACAGAAAAUGACAAAGAAACUGCUGUAGCCAACUCAACGGUGGAAGAUGGACCAGGCGAUGGAUUCACCAUCCUCUCAGCAAAAAGCCUGUUCCUUGGACAAAAGCUUUCACUAACAGAGAGUGAAAUUAGCAAGAUAGGAACCAUCAAGGUAGAAGGAAUUAUCAACCCCACAAAUGCAGAGAUGGACCUGAAAGAAGGAGUGGGUAAUGCCCUGGAGAAGGCAGGGGGGCGGGACUUCUUGGAGGCGGUAAAAGAACUGAGGAAAGCACAGGGACCUCUGGAGGUAGCAUCAGUUGCGGUGAGCCAGGCCAGCGGGAUGCCUGCUCGUUUCGUCAUCCACUGUAACAUCCCGCAGUGGGGCUCAGAAAAAUGCGAGGACCAGUUGGAGAAGACGGUCAAGGCCUGUCUCUCUGCGGCCGAGGAGAAGAAACUAAAGUCUGUGGCCUUCCCCUCACUUCCUGCUGGCCGGAAUGGAUUCCCAAAACAAACAGCUGCCCAGUUGAUCCUCAAGGCCAUCUCCAACCAUUUUGUCUCUGCGACGACCUCCUCACUGAAAAACAUUUACUUUGUACUGUUUGACAGCGAGAGCAUCGGAAUAUACCUCCAGGAAAUGGCUAAGCUGGAUGCAAAGUGAAGAUCUGAAGAGAGGUUCAAUUUGGGGUGUUUUUUUUUAACGGUUGCAGUUGUAUUUCAGAUGGAUCUUUGGUUUUUGCAGCUGGUAAAGUGUGAUGGAAGGUGGUGUAAGUAAGUGUUUUUGAUGACAUUGGAUUGCCCUCAGAAGGUGUAAAAAAAUGUUUUGAGUGAAGUACUGUAUGCAUUUAUGUUACACUGUCUUCCUUUUAGGGAAAUGCAUUCUUUUUAGACUAGAUUCCAUUAUUAACCCCCAUGGCUUGUCAUUCUUAUCCCUUAAUGGUAUUGUUUUUACAUUCCAUGUACAAAUAAAAUGUUGAUGGUUUUUUCUGACAGAAUCCCUCUGUAGUUUCGGAUACAGUCAGUUUACAAAGAAAAGUGUUUCUCAUUCUGCUUUGAAAUAAAAAUCGAGAUGUUUUACAUAACAGA